This is a messenger RNA of Coturnix japonica (Japanese quail), 7874 nucleotides long. It is a transcript of the gene MVB12B, whose product is annotated as multivesicular body subunit 12B. The record is from RefSeq and is a predicted model, not a curated record. Gene Ontology annotation, cellular component: ESCRT I complex; late endosome. Gene Ontology annotation, biological process: virus maturation; viral budding; regulation of epidermal growth factor receptor signaling pathway. Lineage: Eukaryota; Metazoa; Chordata; Aves; Galliformes; Phasianidae.
GUCCCUGCAGCCGCGGCGCCCCCCGCGCGGAGCCGUGUCCGCAGGAUCCCUCCGUGCUGCUCGGCGCCCGGCGCGGCCUGCACCGAAGCUCGGCCCCGGCUAUGGGCUGCUGCUGCACGGGGCUGCGGGCGCAGUGGGACGCCGUCCUCCGGCCCCGGUGUGCUGGGGAGAUCGCUGCGAAUUUUGUUUUCGUCUGGUUAGAGAGAGCUGCAACAGAACUGUAUUUAUUGUGGUCAUUUGCUGCAAGCAUGAAUUGGCUUGAUUGUUAUUGUUUUUUUCACCUGUUCGCAGAGGUUUCUGCGCAGCUGGCAGUGAUCAGCACGUGGUGUCUCUUUGCUGUCCCGGCCAGGACGGGAUGCUGAGCUGCCCGUGCUCUGUUUGCUCCCGUCCCUCAUUCCCAGCACUCGGCAUCUCUCUGUGGUGUCCAUGAAGGGUCUCAGGGACGCUCUUGAGCUUCACCCCCUCCCAUGUGUCCUCAGAGCCAGCACAGUCGCAGCUGGGUUGUGAUAUGUAGGGUCCUAGGAGGCGUUUGCUGCAUGGGCCAACAGCCGUGUGCCUCCAUCCUGCGUUUCACUGGCAUUGCUGUGCCCAGCUUUGUGGUUCAUUGUUGUUCCUGUCCAAGGUCGCCUAACCCAUGCAAUGUUCUGGGAUAAAACCUCAGUUUGAGUUCGUGAAGGUCUGAAGAUGAAUACAAAACAUUCUGGUUCGUGUCAUCUGCUCUUCUAAGUGAGUCCCAGGCUUCAGGCCUUGCAGCCCCCAGGUGCAGAGUUGGAAAUAAGUGACCCGAGUGUCACUGACACCCUUGGGGAAGGUCAUCUGUGUGUGGAAAUCUAUUUUGGUUUGCAAUAGGAUACCUCACAAAUGGGUGUCCCUGGUUAGAACUGCUGCACAGUAAGCCAAGAUCUCAGUUUUGCUCACCAUGCUGCAGUUUUGAUCACCAUGUGAUCAAAGUGAUGGAGCAGGACCCACCUGUGCGGACAAGUUGGGCCUGUGACCCUCCAUACCGGAGGGAUGCAAAGCUGUUAGUCCAGAGGAGGGCCACAGAGAUGAUAGAAGCGCUGGAGCACCUCUCCUAUGAAGAUGGGUUGAGGGAACUGAGCUUGUUUAGCUUUGAGAAGAGAAGGUUCCAGGGGGGCCUCAUUGUUGUCUCUCUUCAUUGAAGGGAGCUUGCAAGCAGGAGGAGGACCAACUUUUUACACAGUCUGAUUGUAUCAUCAUAGUCUCGUGCGGGUUGGAAGGGACCUUAGAGAUCAUCGAGUCCAGCCCCCAGGAUUCGAGCCUCCUGUGUAGUAGAGCGGCACUUCUCCUGUGUAGUAGAGCGGCACUUCUACCACUUGUGCCACAGGGGGGAUUCAAACUCCGGGCCCCAGUGUUGCAAGGCGGCGUCCUUAACCACUGCGCCACUGGGGCACACAUUGUGAUAGGACAGGGGGAAUUGGCCUUGAACUAAAAUAAGGAAGGUUUAGGUUUGGUGUUAGGAAGAAAUGUUUUUACUCAGUGAGGCUCUGGAGCAGGUUGCUCAGAAAGGUAAUAGAUGCCCCAACUCUGGGGGCGCUCGAGGCCAAGGUGGAUGGGACCCUGUACAGUCUGAUGUGGUAGUUGGCAACCCUGCCCGUGGCAGGAGGGUUAGAACUAGAACACCACUCCAAGUAGACUGUGAAACCAGCAGGAAAGUGUUCUGGAGAUCAUCAGAGAUGAACAAGCAAGGAAACAGUUGAGAGAGAGCACAAAGUGGAUGCAGAGGGACAACUCAGGGGCUGUGGCACAGUGAGGCCUGACUCCAGGCAUGGGCUGUGCUGGGGGCUUCCUGUAUUACAUAGUGCUGUGCCUGCAGGUCGUGGCCUCCAGCCUGUGGCUGUGGGACUGGGCAAAAAGCCACCACUGCUGAAUGCUGCAGUUUUUGUUCUGUGGCUGGAGUGGAGCAUCCUUGUGCACAGACUGCAGGGCUCUGGGCUGACUGUCCCAUGUAGAGACUGCCUGAUGUGGGCAGCCAGUGCAGCCAUGGUGUCAGGGUUGAAGAUUUGCUGCUGAGGGACUGGGGCUGGUUUUGCUGCUUUCAGGAAGGUCAGCUUCUGAUAUUCCUGAGUGGGAAUCUCUGUGUGCCCAGGGCCAGUACUGCACUGAGCGAGUGGGGCUGAGCUGGGCCUCUUCCUGCCCAGGGCUGUGUCCGGCUUCCCCAGGCUGGGAGCAGGAAGUGCCCUGCUGCUGGGAAUGGCCUCCAGGGAAUGUGCUUCCAGCAGUGUGAAAAAUGCUGUGAUUGUUGGGCUGUUCCCAAAUUCACCCUGCAGGGGGGUGGUCGGGCUCUGGGGAGAACAGGGGCAUCCUUGGUCAUGGGCUGAGUCCUCAGGCACUGCCACACUGUGGGCAGGUCAGUGCUCUGGUGUUUGAAGAGAACUUCCCUAAAACAACAAGCUGUCUAAUGGAUGUAUUUAUAGAAUCUUGUUCCUUAAUUUAAUCUGCUCUCACUGUUUGUUUUUUAUUUUUAAGUUCAAAGGUGUGAUAGCAGAGAAACUAAACUUUGCAGGUGCCUGAGGGGGAGUUGAAAUGUAACUCAUGGUCUUCAUCAGCCCAGAGCUCUGCUCUGACCUCUUCUAACUUCAGAAAAACAUUAACUGAGCACACAGGCUCGUUCCUGCUGCUCUGCAUCAACUCCAGCUGCAUCUCAGCGCACCACGGCACCGUGUUGGUUCAUACUGGGUACUGUGAAGUGUAUACCCUGGUCCUGCUGGCACCAGCACUCACCUCUGCCUUUUUAGAAGCAGAUCAGUCCACAAUGCCUGAAGUGCGAGAUCUCUCUGAUGCCUUGCCUGAUGUGCCAAUGGAUCCCAUCACAGGGGUUGGUGUGGUUGCAUCCCGGAGCCGUGCACCGACAGGCUAUGAUGUAGUUGCACAAACAGCAGAUGGCCUGGAUGCUGACCUCUGGAAGGAUGGCCUGUUUAAAUCCAAGGUCACACGAUACCUGUGCUUCACAAGAUCAUUUUCAAAAGAAAAUAGUCACUUAGGAAAUGUCUUGGUUGACAUGAAGCUCAUUGACAUCAAGGACACUUUACCUGUGGGCUUCAUCCCCAUUCAAGAGACUGUUGACACACAAGAAGUAGCUUUCAGAAAGAAGCGGCUGUGCAUUAAAUUUAUCCCUCGAGAUUCUACAGAGGCAGCCAUCUGUGAUAUCCGAAUCCUGGGGAGAUCCAAGCAAGCCCCUCCUCAGUACACGUUCAUAGGGGAGUUGAACAACAUGGGCAUUUGGUACCGGAUGGGCAGAGUUCCCCGCAACCAUGAACCUUCACAGCCUGCUGCUCCUUCCCAAGCUUCAUCUCCAACACCAGCUCCCAACCUGCCAAAGCAUAUCUCACUGACACUUCCUGCGAGCUUCCGAGGCAAAAGUCACAGCAGCCGCCUGGACUUGGAGCACCAGCACUCAAACCUGUACGCCAUAUCAGCCAUGGAUGGAGUGCCUUUCAUGAUCUCAGAGAAGUUUGCCUGUGCUCCUGAAGGGAUGCAGCCAGUUGAUCUCCUGGGCAUCACAAUCAAAACCCUUGCAGAAAUCGAAAAGGAGUACGACUACAGCUUCAGGACGGAGCAGAGCGCGGCCGCCCGCCUGCCGCCCAGCCCCACGCGUUGCCCACCCGUCCCACCGUCCUGAGGGGCCACCGGCGCCGGAGCGGCCAUACGCGCGUACUACUGAGCGGGACGCGGUGCCGGGCCCCGCUGCUCCGGCCUCACCCCGCCCCGCACCACUUCCGUGUGCCCCGCACCACUUCCGUGUGCCCCGCUCCGCCCGUCGGACCUCGCAGCCCUUCGGCCGCUGCCGCAGAUGCGUGUCCACGUGAGUAUGACCGCCCGGCAGCCCCUGGUUGCCCCUAUUCCCAUAUCCCCUGCUGUAGGACGGUCACAAAGCAGCCAACUGUAGCAAAGCGCUGUGCACCGCCAACGGUGAGCUCACAGACAGACGAUCGGGAACGCUGGGCAGCGAGCCCUGAGAAAGAAGAUUCAGCCGUCAGCAGUGGAGCCCAGGCUGUACAGCCAGGCCCAGCCCUCAUGUCCCACCCCUCCUAUGGUGCUUGGUGGUGGCACUGCCCAGAUCCGAGUGACCGGCAGCUCCACCGCCAUCAGCCCAGGCUCAGCUCUUUGUUUUAGCCAUGGGCACGUGGAGCCAGGGUCUCUCACUCAGGCCUACAUUGGGCCGCUCCCCAGCAGCUGGUAAAUGGAGGUAGCACAGAGCACGGGCUGUGCUGGGAUUCCUCUGCUAUGCACAGGGACCUCGAGUGACAAACAUCCUGGCUGCCCUGGGCUUGAUGCUGACUGUGAGCUGUGCUGAGCCAUGCCCUGCUGACAGCUGGAUGCUGCUGCCCGCCUGUGGCGUGGAGCAGGUCUCUCAUUUUCGCCUCAUGGCUGCUAAAACAAGAGGCGUGCCCGUUCCCUUCGGCACUCUAGAGGGAAGCACUGAACUCUGGCGUAGCAUAGGCUGAGAGCUGGUGCAUAAAGCCCUGACCUCAGCCUCCUUGUGAGCUCGCUCCAGAGCUGAAUGCAUGUCUUGGAAAAGUCUGUUGCUGUAAUAAGUUAUUGAGAAAUGCCUAUCUGACUCUGCUGCUUUUUUUGAGUUUCUGCUGUAGAACAAAGCUACAUCAUGGCAGCGAAAUGGCAAUUUUAAAGUAAGUGUUAAAACGAACAACUUUUUGUAUUGUAAAAUAAUGGUUACCUAACCCCAUUGAAAUGCAAUUGCCAUAGUAACAAAUAACAGUAUUGCCGCGCUCUGUCUGGGUCAAGUGUAUGCGCUGACCUGCUUUGCACUGCUUUUGAUGGAUCUUGUAUUUUCUAGUCGGAUGGAAUGGUGACUAACGGUAGGUUUUGUACUGUCAGCUUGUAUUUUUUAUUUGUACAUAUGUAAAGUAUUCCUUGUCCAAAGACUCAUUUCUGGUUUUAAGGCACCAUAUCGUAUUUCUGGGAUAAUGAGCACAAAAUACCUUAACAUUCAGGAUAGUCUGAUUCCAGUUUGUCAACUUCUUCCAAUCAGGUAAUCAUUUUCUAAAACUGCCUCUGUAAAGCAAGGCUGUGUGAUUUGAAAGCACAGGCAGAUUCAGUUGCAGGUGUGUCAUAAUUUUGUCAAAAGAAUUAAAGCUAUUUCAUUUGCAUCAGCUCUGGAGGUUUGAGUGACCCCCUGGAAGUGCUCAUUUACUUGAAGGUUGCAGUACCAUUUGUAGUUCUUAUUUAUCCUGCAGGAAAGCAAAGCCAGACCUCACUGCCAAGCUUCACAAAGGCUAGAUUGAUGAUGCCGACAUCGACAAAUGAACACACCAUGGCAGCCUGGUCAUUUGGCUCAGGUUCACUUGAAGUUCAAAUCCACUCUAUGCAGUAGUAGUAUGCCCAUAUCAUCCAUCUUUUGUCGUUCUGUGUUUCUGCUUGUAAUUUGUCCUGUAGUUUUCUGUGGCAUCCAUUCAUAGCUUCUCUUGUAGUACAGUGGAUGCUGCAGGUAGGUGGAAGCUGGCUGCGGUGGUACAUUCCUCAUCACAUUGGGACAGCAGAGCUAUAGAUAGCCAGCGUUCCCCAUUGCUGAUGGCAGAGGAGCGAGGGCUGCAGAGACAGCGCCAAGCUUGAGGGUCAGCUUUUGCUCCCAGGAGAUGGGGGCAUAUCUGGAGGAAUAUCUGGUCCCACCACCUCUCCACAUGCCAAAGGCAGUGCCAACCACACAGUGGUGAGGAGUGGCUUUGGGCACUGCCAGGCUCUGAUCCAGGGCAUCUCUCCUUGGGGAUGCCUUGAGGAAACAGGCAUUGAGUCUCUUCCUGUGAGAUGUAGCUUAGAGCAGGUAACACUUGUGCUUUUGUAUAGCUUAGCCUUCUUCAAGUAGUAGGUUCAGCUUUCUCCUCAGUAACCUACAAGAAACACUGGAUGGCUCAAAAUGCUGACAGGACAGGCAGCUGGCACAAGCAUCUAAGAAAUCUUCCAGAUGUAUUUGUAUAGUUGGUUCUCCUCUCUUCUCUUACACUAGCAAAUCUACUUCCGGGAUGCAUCUGCAAAUAAAUUUGGAAGAUAAAGUUGGUCUUUACAGUGUUUCUGCACCAUGGCACUGCAGAAGAUAGCUGUUCCUGAAAGUAUGGAAAGUGCAGCUGCAGUUCUCUCUGUAUGAGCACAGUAGGGAUGUUCUGAGUCCUGAAGGCCAGUUGUGCUCUCUGCCGUGCUAACCAGAGUCUAACAGCCUGUUGGCAUUUCCAAAGGGAGAGAGCUCAGAGUCUCUACUUAGAAGGAUGGUGUGAUGCAGCACAACUUGGCUGGUUUUGUGUGUCAUUUUCAUGAUCCACUGAUUUUAGGAAGCUUUCUUGCUGCACCUCUGCAUCCCCAGACUGUGGGUACCAGGUCAGUAUUUUUGCAGGCAGUUUUUGUACUGUUCUGUAACUUUUGUACUCUCGGUUGCUCAUUGCAAGGCUGGUCCUUGCAUCCUUGCAGCGAUAACGCUGGAGUCCGCACAAGCAUCUCUGCAUCUUCCACCUUCCCUGUCCAACGUGCAGUGUGCUGGCGUUGCCCAGGGAGUCAGUGUUCAGUCAGCCUGAUACCAGUGUUGUGUGGCUGUAGAGGAGCCUUCUGAAGCAUACAUGGGACAACAGAAGUGGAUUUGCAGAGCUUUGCCAGAUGCGUUUGGCUACCUUGUCUCUCUUUCUAGAACAAAACUAGACACCAGCUAGCUUAAUGUUGUGGCUAAUGGAGAAAUUAGUUUACCGAGUUACCCACCAGAUUUGUGUAUCUGCAAGAAACAGAAAAGCAGCAGCAGUUUAGUUACUGUACAGUAUACCUUCUGAUGUGAAUUAGUAGUGGCAUGCUGCCUCCUGGAUUUCCCUCAGCAAAGAGCAUACUGAGGUGACUCAUGGACUAUCCAGGACAGACAGUGAUGUCUAAUGUGUUAAUUAUGGAAAGGCAAGAUGUUAGUGCAGAAAGUAACGUGGAUUGUGAACUUUGUGAUCAAGCGUGGCCAGACAUAGCAGAUGUCUUCCUGUGGGAGUGAUUUAUAGCUGUAGUUUGUAGAAAUAAGCUUUGUCAGACUUUUCUCCUUUGCCUGUCACUGCAGUUAUCCCGAUGUUUGUAGGAGAGGAUCCCCUGAGAGCCUUCUGUGUAGUAGGAUGUUGUUGAUUAAACCUUGGGUUUUUUUGUGUGCUCACCUGGUGACACCUGGCAGGGCUGCUGUGACUCUCCUUGUCCCUUUCCCAAAAGAGCAGCACAAGCAGCUGCAUAAAAUGGAGCCUGCAGCACUUGGUUUACCGGUGUCUUUAAAAAAGGAAAAAGAUAAUGUCCCUGCUGUGCUCAUCCAGCAAAGCAGCAAUGCUGGCAGAAUGAGGGCUUGGCAAUGGAGACCCAGCCCUACGGCUGCUGUGCCCCACUGCCUUCCUCCCACAGUGUGUCUGCAUUGAACAUUAACUCAGCCUCAGCCUUGACCAGCAAAGAUCCCAGCACUGGGGCAGCUGUGUGGGGUCAGUGUUUGCUGUUCUGAGCCAUAAGGUCAGAGUGCUGCAGGUAGGGAGGGUGCUGCCUGCUAAAGGAAAGGCUCGGUGUGGUGCUGCUCACUUUGUUCCUUACAGGGAAGCCAAACAGUUUGGAUGUUUUGGUCAGUUAUUGUGAAAUUGUUUCCAAACAGCAGCAGUUCUAAAUGUCAUUCAUGCAAGUGGAGGAGAGAAACCUUUUAUGUGGUUGGAAAGUGUUGUUUUGAGAUGCUAUGCAUUUUGUUGGGUUAUUGAAAACAAAUUUACUGUGCAUUAAUCUAAUGAAUGUUACUACCUUUUAUAUUUAUUUUAGAUGACUCUCCUGUAUUUUACAAAGGGAAGUUUCAUUGUGUGAUAACAAUCUGUACUCUUAAUAUAAUUUGUUAAAUAAAAUCUGUUUUAAUUGGUUUA